UCAAUUUUACAAGUUAAGUUUGUGAGUCUUGAGGUGGUAGAACUCUCUCUCAUGGCGUUUUUCUGUUAUUAUUUUAUUUGUAUCCCUCGUUAAGAUUCUGGGUAUCCAUCAAACCAAUAUCUUUAGGAAAACAGCUGUUUUUUUUUUUUGGUUGGGUUUAUGGGAUUGGUGCAGAGUUAGAGUAUAUGGAGGUUUGAAGUUUUAUACCUUUUUCUUCUUAGUGGGUCCUCUCCAUCUUUUCCGCCUCUGUAAAUGACAGCCUAAUCAACAGCCUGGAAAGGGUGGCCAUAGCCGGACCAAAAGAGAAAAACAUCAGCUUGGUGGGAUUCAUUUCAUGUUGUCUCAACUGGGUUUUACUUGCUUUUUGAUUCAAGGAUAACCCAAUUGUCUUUCUAUCUCUUUCUCUCUCCACUUUGUUUUUGGAUGAGGUAAGAAUUCUGAGAUAACUAAAGUUCUUGUCUUCUUUAUUUUGGAUUACUCUAAACAAAGUGUCUGGUGCUGUUAUGUUUGAGCAAAGUUUAAGCUCUUGUCUUGUUUUCCAUUGCUAAUGUUUAUUUGGCAUUGAUUUAGAUCUGGGGUUUCUGAAGUUGGGUAUUCUUUGUAUUAGUUAUUGAAGAACUGGGUGGUUGGGUUGUGAUUGUGAAUUUGAGGGAAUGUAACUUUUGUAAUUUGAAAUCUUGGUAGAGUGGUUGGGUAUUAGUUCUGGAAGUUAUUUGGGCUGUUGGGUUGGGAGCUUAGGUAUUCUUUUGGAAGUUCAUUAGAUUAUUGAGGAUCUGGGGUUUUAAUUAUUAGUGAAAAUGAAGCUAGUUCAAUGGCUACCUAUGGUUCUAGUUGUUGUUUUAUUUAUGGGUUGUAGAUCAUCUGCCUUGUUCAAUCCUCUUGAUAACUACUUAAUUACUUGUGGUUCAUCUGGAAAUGUCACCUUUCAAGGUCGAACUUUUGUUCCUGAUUCAGACCAUUCUUCUAUUGUUCUAAAAACUGGAACUUCUAUAGUUGCUACCUCAAAUUCUGGUGUCCCUUCUCCAAUUUACCAAUCUGCUCGAAUAUUCACGGGCAUUGGUUCCUUCAAAUUCGACAUUAAACAGGAAGGCCGGCAUUGGAUCCGCCUUUAUUUCUUUCCUCUUCAAAAAUCAGGCCAAAACUUGGCCUCUGCCUCAAUGAGUGUAGUUACUGAUGACUUUGUGCUCUUGAACGACUUCAGUUUCAAGAACUACAAUGGUUCUUACAUGUUCAAGGAGUAUGCCAUCAAUGUGACAUCGGAUGUUUUGACUCUCUCCUUCAUUCCAUCAAAUGACUCAGUUGCGUUUGUUAACGCAAUUGAGGUUGUCUCUAUUCCGGAUUCGGUUCUACCUGACCAGGCAUUGGCUGUCAAUCCAUCUUCUCCUUUCAGUGGUCUAUCUGGAUUAGCAUUUGAGACUGUUUACCGAUUAAACAUGGGAGGUCCUUUGAUUACUUCUCAGAAUGAUACGCUUGGAAGAACAUGGGAGGACGAUGAGAAAUAUCUUCAUGUGAAUAGUUCUGCAGUGAAAGUUUCAGUAAAUCCUAUCAACAUCAAAUACCCUGCUGCUGUCACACCGGAAACGGCGCCAAAUUGGGUUUAUGCUACUGCUCAAUCCAUGGGAGAGUCAAAUGUUACCAAUGAAAACUUUAACAUAACUUGGGUCUUCACUGUCAAUCCAAGUUAUAUGUAUUUUGUUCGGGUACAUUUCUGUGAUAUUGUGAGCAAGGCUUUGAACACUCUAGUUUUCAAUCUUUACAUAAAUGAUGAUGCUGCACUUACAAGUUUCGAUAUGUCAUCCAUUACUGGUGAUUUGGAUGUGCCAAUUUACAAAGACUAUGUUUCCAAUUCAUCUGAAGGUUCAGAUAGCUUGACAGUUAGUGUUGGUCCAGAUUCAGCUGCUGAUGUUACUGAUGCCAUUAUGAAUGGAUUGGAGAUUAUAAAGAUUAGCAAUGAAGCUGGAAGCUUGGAUGGCCUUGCAUCUGUUGACAAAAUCCUUCCUAGUUCACCUUCAAAGAACAGGAAGACUGGAAUCAUAAUUGGUUCUGCUGUAGGAGCUGUGGCUGCUGUGGCAUUAAUUGGUGUUUGUUAUUGCUGCUUGGCUUCCCGCAAGUCAAAGACUACUCCUAAUCAAGGGCAUCCAUGGCUUCCUCUGCCCUUGUAUGGUAACUCUCAGACCAUGACAAAAAUGUCCACGACUUCGCAGAAAAGUGCAACAGCUAGCUGCAUCUCGUUGGCUUCAUCCAAUCUUGGUCGUUUGUUUAUGUUUCAAGAGAUCCUAGAUGCAACCAACAAGUUUGAUGAGACCCUACUUCUCGGGGUCGGUGGUUUUGGUAGGGUUUACAAGGGAACACUUGAAGAUGGGACGAAAGUAGCAGUUAAAAGAGGAAAUCCCAGAUCUGAACAGGGUCUUGCUGAAUUCAGAACUGAGAUUGAAAUGCUAUCCAAGCUCCGCCAUCGUCAUCUUGUGUCUCUUAUUGGGUAUUGUGAUGAAAGGUCAGAAAUGAUUCUUGUCUAUGAAUAUAUGGCCAACGGACCUCUGAGGAGCCAUUUGUAUGGAACAGAUCUACCGCACCUAUCAUGGAAGCAACGGCUAGAAAUUUGUAUCGGUGCUGCAAGGGGGCUCCACUAUCUUCACACUGGGGCUACUCAAAGCAUCAUUCACCGAGAUGUGAAGACAACAAACAUCCUCUUGGAUGAGAAUUUUGUUGCCAAAGUUGCUGAUUUUGGCCUGUCAAAAACAGGUCCUUCCCUUGAUCAGACCCACGUAAGUACAGCUGUGAAAGGUAGCUUUGGUUACCUUGACCCUGAAUACUUCAGGAGGCAGCAACUUACAGAGAAAUCAGAUGUGUAUUCAUUUGGGGUGGUACUAAUGGAAGUUCUCUGCACAAGACCUGCUCUAAACCCCGUUCUUCCCAGGGAGCAAGUCAACAUAGCAGAAUGGGCAAUGACAUGGCAGAAGAAGGGAAUGCUAGAUCAUAUCAUGGACCCAAAUUUGGCUGGGAAGGUAAACAUGGCUUCUCUUAAGAAGUUUGGCGAAACAGCCGAGAAGUGCCUAGCUGAGUACGGUGUUGACAGGCCAUCUAUGGGUGAUGUGUUAUGGAAUCUUGAAUAUGCUCUUCAGCUUGAGGAGACCUCAUCUGCACUCAUGGAACCUGAAGAUAACAGCACAAACCAUAUCCCAGGCAUCCAGUUGACUCCCAUUGAGCCAUUUGAUAACAGUGUGAGUAUGAUUGAUCAUAAUUCGGUUACAGAUGAUGAUGCAGAAGACGCUGCCACAAGUGCUGUAUUUUCUCAGCUAGUAAAUCCACGAGGAAGAUAAGAACAAAGGACCCCUUUCGGAUCAAUGAUCAUGGCCAGCGGUGGAUGUCCAUGAAAGAUGUGGUUGUCAUCUUGGCCUCUCAAGAGUGUUUGGAAACAUGCAGAGAAAUGAAGGUUAUUUCUUUUACAUUAUUCUGCUUUAGUGCCUCAUUUUCUUCCAUGAUUAUUUUGUAAUAUAUAGUUAUGGCUGGUGCCAAUUAGUCCAACAGAAAUUGCAUUUGCCUUUUCUUUUUAAAAGAAUUCUAUUGUUGUCCUUGAUACAAUUUACUAUAGUUCUUCAGUUUCUCAGAGGUACAGAUUGAUUGUAUUGGCCUUCAUUAAAUCCAUGUUCAGGAAUGAGUAUAGAAAAUAAAGCAGCUUUUGUGAUCAAA
Molecule: messenger RNA, 3690 nt
Organism: Humulus lupulus (European hop)
Lineage: Eukaryota; Viridiplantae; Streptophyta; Magnoliopsida; Rosales; Cannabaceae
Product: receptor-like protein kinase THESEUS 1
Exons: 1
Coding region: 798-3320 (840 amino acids)
Biological process (GO): protein autophosphorylation
Cellular component (GO): plasmodesma; plasma membrane
Molecular function (GO): transmembrane receptor protein tyrosine kinase activity; ATP binding
Source: RefSeq, a predicted model, not a curated record